Andrographis paniculata is the source of this 690-nucleotide messenger RNA. RefSeq names its product BTB/POZ domain-containing protein At5g66560-like. The record is from RefSeq and is a predicted model, not a curated record. The transcript is spliced from 2 exons. Lineage: Eukaryota; Viridiplantae; Streptophyta; Magnoliopsida; Lamiales; Acanthaceae. Bases 126 to 362 code for a protein of 78 amino acids.
UUUAGUUUACCUUUUUGUCAAGAGUUCUUCUUUUGUGAUGAAAGGAUCAGAUCAAAUAUCAAAGUGGGUUUAAUGGUAAAAUUGAAGGUGGAGAUGAGAACGCCGAAGCCGGAUCUGCAACCUUAAUGGUGGACGGAAAAUUGAUCGACGAUUACUUGGUGAAAAUUGCUUAUGGCUCUAAUCUAAAGCUGAAAAUAUUAUAUGAUCUCGGUGUCGUCUUGCUGGAAGACGCCAGCCUCUUUGACGACAGGGUUUAUCGAGCCGUCGAUUUUUACCUCAAGGGUCGGAAAAAUGGAAAAUGUCGUGGAGGAGAAGAAAGGGUGGAGAAUUUCAGCGGUGGUGGGACGUCACAGAGGAGAUGAAAGGAAAAGAGAGUUCAGGUAAGGGUAUAGUGGAUGAAAAAGAGUGAUUAGGGCAAAGUUGGGGAAAAGAGGUGAAGGCUAUCGGUUUUGAGGGGGUGGAGGAUUCCGAUGGUGGUAGUGAAUAUGGGAAGAAAGUGUAGUGUCGGGUGGUGUUUGGUGAGGAAAAGAGGUAUUAGGGUAUGUAUGUAUGUAUAUAUAUAUGUGUGUAUGUUUUGAUGUAUGUGUGUGUAUGUACAUGUGUGUUUUGAUGUAUGUGUGUGUGUAUGUACAUGUGUAUGUAUGAUGAUGCAGAAAUUCGUUAAACUUGGAGUGAGUGGUCAAAUUCCUU